CAAGAACGACAGGGAGGGGGACGAAAAACUUCGAAGAAAACGUAACUCAUUUUGAAAGCACGACUGAAUCUGGAUGUCUGAAUCCAACUCAAGAACCGCAGAAGAAUUGACGGAAAUAAUGGAAGCGAGGAUCCAGACCGUAGAGAGGACAUUUAAAAACCUGUCUUCCCAGAUUGUUUCUGGAAUGGAAGACAUGGAAACCCGUAUUGAUGACCUGGAAAAGAAUGUUGCUGACCUCAUGACCCAGGCUGGGAUGGAGGAGCAGCAGACUGGAUCUAACUCUCAUAUGAACCCAUCACAGUAUUGCUAACUUCAUCUUGUUUCUGAGGCUGAACUAAAGCCAGAAGAUUUGACAUGACAGAGGGCUUAUUAAGGCACAUUAUUACGCAUCUUUUGUUGGGUAACAUCAGCAUUUACCAAAUGUAUGGCAUAUGAAUAUGUAAACAACUGUCACAGACACAAAAAUAUUUUCUAUAAUACAAUAAAUGUUUAUUGAGAA
Molecule: messenger RNA, 499 nt
Organism: Esox lucius (northern pike)
Lineage: Eukaryota; Metazoa; Chordata; Actinopteri; Esociformes; Esocidae
Product: heat shock factor-binding protein 1
Exons: 3
Coding region: 74-310 (78 amino acids)
Biological process (GO): cellular heat acclimation
Cellular component (GO): nucleus; cytosol
Molecular function (GO): transcription corepressor activity
Source: RefSeq, a predicted model, not a curated record